ACUGUUGGCCUGGUGUAUUUUUAGCUGCUAUUACUCCAGUCACGCAGCUUCCUCAGCUGCUCUGUCACUCCAGAAAGUGAGUCUGCCUUCGCAAAGUUACACAGCCCAGACGAAGGCAUCAUUAAUCAACCAUGGAGUCCCAGGAUACCAUCAACACUAACACUCAAGACCCUUCUACCGGCACUGGAACACAGGAGCCUGCCCAACAUUCAAUAACAGGGCCCAGCACGGGUCUCCCAGACCAGCAAGGAAUAGACAGUCCUGCUGAAAUUGCCUCGGUGUCACCACAACAACCAGAGGAGAAGCCAGAAACUGUGGUGGCACCAGAUCAGGCAGAGACGAAGACAACCCUCCUGAAUCUGAAGGAGGAGGGUCCUGCUCAGGGACACACGACCAUCACUGACAUUGCGGAGGAUCUGGACAGACAGCUGGAGGAUAUCAUCAAAACCUACGGCUCAGGAGAAAUCGUCUUGGGAAAGGAGGCUGAGGGGGAGACAGGCAGGAUCCAGGCCCUGGAUAAUGGGGAGGGAAUGUCUGAAGAGCAUUUUGAGGAGGUUGGGAAAGAGCACCCAGAGACCACUAUGCAGGCUGAACCUACCAAGGAGAUGGGCAAGGAGCAGAAACUGGACAAGAAGAAGCUGAAAGGACUGGGGAAGGAAGUUGCCACACUGAUGCAGAACCUGAGUAAAACCAACUCAGCUGCGGAGCAGCAGGAUGCUCUCAUCGGGAAGUACGCUGCACUGCUGGAGGAGUACCGUGGAGAGCAGAAACAGAGGAAGCUGUUACAGAGGAAGCUGGAUCACCUGAGCAGGGAGAAGGACCAACUGCAGAGUGAGCACAGCAGGGCAGUGCUGGCUCGGAGCAAACUCGAGAGCUUGUGUCGAGAACUCCAGAGACACAACAAGACUCUCAAGGAAGAGAGUUUGCUGCGAGCGAGGGAGGAAGAGGAGAAACGGAAAGAGGUGACGAAACAUUUUCAGGACACUCUGAUGGACAUCCAGGCUCAGAUAGACCAGCACAGCCAGCGGAACGUCAAGCUCUGUGAAGAAAAUACCGAGCUGGCCAGUAAACUGAAAACCGUCAUCGAGCAGUACGAUACACGGGAGGAGCACUUUGAAAAGGCCUUCAAGCACAAGGACCUACAGCAACAGCUGAUGGAUGCGAAGCUCACACAGGCACAGGAGCUGAUAAAGGACGCAGAGGAACGACAUCAGCGAGAAAAGGACUAUCUCCUGAAUCAAGCAUCUGAGUGGAAGCUGCAAACCAACAUCAUGAAGGAACAAGAGACCCUGCUCCGAGCCCAGCUCAAGCUGUAUGCUGAGAAGUUUGAGGAGUUCCAGGGGACACUGACAAAAAGCAAUGAAACAUUCAGCAACUUCAAACAGGACAUGGAAAAGAUGACAAAGAGGAUGAAGAAACUUGAAAAGGAGACGAUAAUGUGGAAAACCAAGUGGGAAUCCUGCAACAAGGCUCUCUUGGACAUGAUUGAUGAGGUGAGGAUUGAUCCUGCCUUUGAAUGCAAGCGCCCAUCUCUUAGGAUUCAGGGGUUUCAGCUCCGCCCACCUCCAUCUCCUUGA
Molecule: messenger RNA, 1577 nt
Organism: Rhincodon typus (whale shark)
Lineage: Eukaryota; Metazoa; Chordata; Chondrichthyes; Orectolobiformes; Rhincodontidae
Gene: txlnba
Product: taxilin beta a
Exons: 9
Coding region: 132-1577 (481 amino acids)
Molecular function (GO): syntaxin binding
Source: RefSeq, a predicted model, not a curated record